Molecule: messenger RNA, 1433 nt
Organism: Cynara cardunculus var. scolymus (artichoke)
Lineage: Eukaryota; Viridiplantae; Streptophyta; Magnoliopsida; Asterales; Asteraceae
Product: O-acyltransferase WSD1-like
Exons: 6
Coding region: 1-1404 (467 amino acids)
Biological process (GO): triglyceride biosynthetic process
Cellular component (GO): plasma membrane
Molecular function (GO): diacylglycerol O-acyltransferase activity; long-chain-alcohol O-fatty-acyltransferase activity
Source: RefSeq, a predicted model, not a curated record
AUGGUUAUAGAGAAAGACGAACCACUAACACCGGCCGGUCGCUUGUUCGUACAGCCGGCAACGGAUCAAAUCAUCAACUGCGUUCUUGGACUGGAUCGUCCGGUUGGAAUCGAAGUCGCACGAUCGGUAAUCUCUGAUUCUCUCCUUAUCAAGCACCCUAGAUUCACCAGCCUUUUGGUCAAGGAUAAUCACGGUCGUGAGCGCUGGAAAAAAGUCGAGCUUGAAAUCGACCGCCACAUCAUCUGUCUCCCUGACGCACUCGGUGAUCACGAUGACGAGACGAUAGUCAAUGACUACAUCGCCGACCUGACAGUCUCGUGUCCGUUGAGCACAGAUAAGCCACUUUGGGAGAUACACAUCUUACCGCCACACAAGUGUGUCGUGAUCCGUCUCCAUCACGCUCUCGGUGACGGAGUUUCUCUUCUGUCGUUAAUGUUGACUAUGUGUAGAAAAGUCGGCGACGGCGAUAAGAUGCCGACGAUCAAACCACUGUCUACUUCUAGAAGCAACCAUAGGGAGAGUGGGGUAGAAAGAUUCUGGAAGUUGUUGAAAAUGAUGUGGUUUACUUUGAUUUAUAUGUUGGAGUUUUUCAUGAGGAGCCUGUGGGUCCGGGAUAGGGAGACGGCGGUGAGAGGCGGAGCAGGCGUGGAGCUCUGGCCGAGGAAACUGGCGACUGCCAAGUUUAGCCUUGAUGAUAUGAAAACGGUUAAGAGCUCUGGCAUUAACACUACGAUUAAUGACGUCCUUUUUGCUGUAAUAUCAUCUGGACUAUCAAGAUAUCUGGAAAUCCAUUCGCGGAAACCUCCUCAACAAGGAACUCAAAUGACUGGUGCAGCCAUUGUUAAUCUAAGACCAUCACAAGGAAUCCAGGAAAUCACAGAAUUAAUGAAGAAAAAAUCUGGAUCAAGGUGGGGAAACAAAUUUGGUAUGAUGCUCUUACCAAUUUACUACCAUACAAAUGGCUCCGAUCCUCUUGAGUAUUUAAAGAGAGCCAAGAAGAUGAUCGAUAGGAAGAAGCUGUCUUUAGAGCCUUUUCUAUCAUACAAAAUCGGCUACUUUGUGAUGAAAUGUUUUGGAGCAAAGUUUGCAAGCUUGCUUAAUUACAGGAUCAUAUGCAACACUAGUUUCACGAUUUCAAAUGUGGUUGGCCCGCAAGAAGAGGUCAUGAUUGCAGGCAUACCGGUUACCUACAUCAGAACCACGUCUUCGAGCUUAGCACAUGCAAUUACUAUGCAUAUGAUGAGUUAUGCAGGAAAGGCUGAAAUGCAAAUCCUUGUGGCUAAAGAUCUCAUUCCUCAACCAGAAAAAUUAGCUAAAUGUUUUGAAGAUGCACUACUUGAAAUGAAGCAAGCUGCAUUGAAAAUAGGAGAAAAGCCCCCUAAAUUCCCACAAAAUUCUGGGUAAAAAUGAAGAUCUCAAUAUCAGGUAGAAAU